UCAAUUUAUUUUUGGUUAUUUUGUUAAUUUUAUUUAUUCUGAUUUUUGAGUUGUUGGUCGUUGAUAUUUCCGAUUCUGCGUUGUUGAUGAACAUUGUUAAUGCUAGAAUUUUUUCUGAUUCUGAGUUGUUUAUGUUAAUUCUGAGUUGUUUAUGGCUUUAUGCUGGUUUUUCUGAUUGAGUUGUUAAUUUUGGUUGCUGAUUUUCAUUGAAUCUGAAUUGUUGAUGGUGGUAUGGUAAAAUUGAUUUUGUUGCUGCCUUCUGAUUUUGAUUUUCUGUGCUUGAUUUAUUUGUUCUCUGUUCAUGAUUUUGUUACUGGCUUCAUUAUUUGUUUGUUUGCUGGCUUCAUGAUUCUGAGGUUAUUUUUUCAUGAAUUUGUUUGAUGGCUUCAUGAAUUUGUUUGCUACUUCAUGAAAUCCUCUGAGACUGCUAAUUACAAGAGGGCUACUGAACUAGAAGACAUCAUACGUAGGAAGAAUUCGACGAUCUCAAAAUUAAAGAAGGAUUUGGUGGUUCUAGAACAAAAGGUUAUGCAGCUUACUAGAGAACGCCGAGCCUCCUUCACUGCCUUUUAUUUAAUAUUUAAUUAAACCGGUUGAAUCCCGGUUGAACUCCGGUCGAACCAGUGAAUCAUUGAACCAGUGACCUCACCGGUUUAUUGACCGAGGAUUAGGGCAAGGCAUUGAAGUUGAAGUGUGGAAGAGUUCUUAAGAGGUUGUUUCCACUAAAGGAAUGGAGGUAUAUGGUAAAUCUAUGGUUGCAGCUCCUGCAAAUGUUAUUUAUAUGUCGAGUAUUUUGGGCCGUGAUGGACCAAAUCCUGUGCAUAAGUGCGACUGGAAAUGUGAAAACGAAAAUGUUUGUGGGAACAUGUAUCACUGCAAGCUAACAGGGCUAACUCACAUCUGUGAUAAAAACUGUAACCAGAGAAUUUUGUAUGAUAACCACAGCUCGCUUUGUAGAGCAAGUGGUCAAAUUUUCCCCCUUACACUAGCAGAGGAACAAGCAGUGAGGGGUGUUCGAAGAAAGCUCGAUGCGGAUAAUUCAUCGUCUGAUGGCUGUGAUUUUAAGCAUAGACGGGAUGCACAAUUCCAUACUUCUCCUUUCGAGAGAUCUUUUUCUGCUGUCAGUCCUAUCUGCAGCCAAGUUGGAGAUGGCAUGGAUAUGAGCUAGAUACAUAUUUCCUUCCUUUUUGGAUCUUUUUUUCUUUUUCCCUUUUACUAUCAAAUGAGUAUCAAUUACAGCACUUGAAUAAAUGGACUACCUAUUGGUGGACAAUAUGUAUGUCCAUCCACUUUGAGAACUCCUUAUAUUUCCAGUAAUAAUGUAAUGUGGCACUUAAAGUAGCUUGACUGGUUUAGUAUUCAGAUGACUUUAGUUUCUUGCUUACCUUGGUGGGAAGCAGACAUUUAGCUGGCUACAAGAUGAAACUCAGACUUUAUGAUGCCUGGAUUUGAUUUAGGACCUGAAAUGAUGUACUAUGUAUCAGCAUUCAACAAUUUACUUAACUAUAACCCUUUUCUAGCUGGCUGUUUUGUAGUUUCUAGCGAAUAUCUAAUUGCAAUGCAUAACUUUCCAAGAGUUGGUGCGUUAAUUACUAAUACUACUGCUGUGAGUGGCACUAUUUUAUUUUAGAUCUUGUUUAUCUUAAUUCCAUUAGAAUAGUGCACCAUUGGCAGUCAUGUCUAUUAGGCUGAUAAUUCUAAUCAGGGUAAUUUUUGAUAACCUUGAUCAAUGCAGGUAAUGUUCCUAAUAUGCUCAAAAUAGUCAAGUAUGAAGUAUGUGAAAAACACUACUCUUUCUUUUUUUUUUUUCAUUUUUCCUUCCUGAAUGUCUUCCUACUUUGCAGACUCACCAGAGAUGGAAUAGCUUACAUUUUUAAAAUUGUCAUUCUAUUAUCUUUUCUUUACAUCCUCUGAUUUAUUGCUGGCUGUCUGAGUUUAAUGUAACUUGUGCAGGUUCAGAAGCAUGUACUAUCAAGGAGCUUUAUAAACAUUUGUAUUGCAGAUAAAUAUAGAAUUGGUUUAUAUUAGAAAAUGAAAUAUUGAUACCUAUCUGCUUAUUUUCUAGAUGUAGGAACAAGCAUUGCCACUUAUGCUAAAGUUUGCAUCUACUGGAGUUUGGAUAGGAGGAUGGUUAUGGGGUUGUGAAGAAUCUUGAGAUUCCACAGGUGCUUCAGACAGGAAGUGACAGACAGAUGGUUACGAUGUCCUCGCUUUGCAAGUUUUAAUGAAUCUGUUAAGAUUUGAAAAGCUUGGAAAGUAUAUACCCAGUUACAUGUUAAAUUAAGACCACAUUUCUUUAUCCACCAAAUCAGAUUAUCAUCUAUUGGGUGUGACAUUUAUUGGGCUAAAAGAGAAGAACUUGAUCAAGGCAGACCUAGUUAUUUGCAAGUAUGAGCACAAUGUAUAUAUCAAACUUGCAUUUCCUCUAUACAUUUGAGUAUUGAAAAAGAUUUACCCUGUAUUUGAGCCUUAGGAUAUUUUCUUGCAAGUUUUUCAUUGUCGUCUGGGCAGAUUCAACUUUGUAUUGAAUGAUAUUAUGUAUUUUGAAAUUUUGAUGCCAUAAAUUUGUAAUGGUAACCAUGGCUGUUGUUUUUACUCUAUCAUUUUUGUAACAUACCAUUAAUAUUAAUUAGUGGAACAUUUAGAACAGUUGAGUUUCACUUG
Molecule: messenger RNA, 2664 nt
Organism: Arachis stenosperma
Lineage: Eukaryota; Viridiplantae; Streptophyta; Magnoliopsida; Fabales; Fabaceae
Exons: 4
Coding region: 731-1168 (145 amino acids)
Source: RefSeq, a predicted model, not a curated record